UCAACAGGUUUGUGCACAACCAGGACAUCCAGCUGCUCGCUCCACAUAAAAUCACUUUCACACCGGUCAAGUGAGAGCGCUAAUUGAAUUCCAGUCGUGCCCAUAAAUUCAAUUAUAAACGCUAUUUCAUGUGGAAAAAAAUUGUAUAAAAGAGUGACCGCAAAACUCGAAAUAUAUUCAAAAACCUUGGCCCCAGUUUCCGCUGGCCGCAAAACAAACAUACGCAAAAAGUAUUUGGAAAUAUACGCAGUGAUGGCUCACACGAAGACGCGGAGAAUCUACGAAUUUCUGCUAAUGCUCCUAAUCCUGGAAAGCGCCUGCGGCAGUUUGGUGGCCAGUGGCAGUGCCUCCAGUGCAGCCUCCAAUGAACCAGGCGGCGGAGGCCUCUCCGAACAGGUGGUACUGGAUCAACUUAGCGAGAGCGACCUGUAUGGCAACAACAAGCGUGCCUGGCAGUCACUGCAGAGUUCGUGGGGCAAGCGCUCAUCCGGCGGAGAUUCAGGGGAUCCGGAUAUCUAUAUGACCGGACACUUUGUGCCCCUGGUGAUUACAGAUGGCACCAACACCAUCGAUUGGGAAACCUUUGAGAGGCUGGCCAGUGGACAAACAUCACCACAGCAGCAGCAGCAGCAGCAGUCGAACCAACAACAAUCACAGUCUGGUGAGGAUUUGGAGGAGCUGGGAGGUGAACCCGAUGUGGAGAAGCGGGCCUGGAAGAGCAUGAACGUGGCCUGGGGAAAGAGGCGGCAGGCGCAGGGCUGGAACAAAUUCAGGGGAGCCUGGGGCAAGCGCGAACCCACCUGGAACAACCUGAAGGGCAUGUGGGGCAAGCGCGACCAGUGGCAGAAGCUCCACGGCGGAUGGGGCAAGCGCUCCCAGCUGCCCAGCAACUAAUCCGGCACAGAACCGAAAGAGGAACACCUAACCAGACUUACUAAUCCACCUGUAUCUAAUCGUAUUUAGCAUGUGUGUUUCCCCUGCGAAGGGGUUCCGUUCUCAGUGUCCAUGUCGCAUUAGGUUGUCCGGAAAUUCUCCCGGUCCCGGGCCACUGAAAGUCAAUUCCGAAAAUGUAUGAAAGCGCUCGCCUGUCAAAAUGGAUCCCGAUGACAUGCGAUCCGGAUCGCCGUCUCGAUCAGCCAGUAUUAUACGCAUUAUAUCAGUGUGUCUAUAGUCAAAUAAUCCCCUAGCACCUAGUUUCCAAGUAUACAAGAGGACCUUUUCGAAGAAUACCGCUUUAAAUUAGAAACGUUAACUAAGUUAAUGAAUUGUGCAUAUACAUUUAUACUUAAAUAUACAUCAAUACCUACGAACUAUCAAAAUUAAAUACAAGUACGUUGAAAGUA
Drosophila suzukii is the source of this 1343-nucleotide messenger RNA. RefSeq names its product Myoinhibiting peptide precursor (gene Mip). The record is from RefSeq and is a predicted model, not a curated record. NCBI's taxonomy places the organism in Eukaryota, Metazoa, Arthropoda, Insecta, Diptera, Drosophilidae.